AAAACCGACCUAAAGAGCCGCAGCUUUUGAUGAAUUGUUGGAAUUGAUGUGUUCUUAAUUUCUGGACGUUGUUAUGGCAUUUUUGUUGCUCUGGGCCAUAAAUUUCGGAUCAAUUUUGGCAGAGUCAUCUGUAAAAACAAACUUCAUUGGUUCGGUAGCCGUAUGGCCUAAAGCACAAUUCCCUGUUGAAUUGGGACAAACUGUAACUUGGGUGUUCAGUCCACUAGGAGGUGUUGAAUAUGAUGUAAACUCAGCUCUUAGCUUUGAUGUCAAUGGUCAAAGAGCGUAUCGUGUCCAAAAGGACAAGUGUGGUGGCCCUCUGGAAAAGUACUUUUCAUGCAUUUAUAAACCUAAAAAUGAAAUAUCUGUUACUUUCACACCGGAGGCAUCACAUUACGGCCAAUUACUGGAGAUUUUUUAUUAUAAGGAUAUGUACUCAUUAUGGCUUGCAGAUACAUCCGCAAUUUUCUCCGAAACCAUUCAGUUAAUCAAACAACCCACCUUUGUCAAGAUGUCAAUGGAGUUGAAGGAAGCCUCUCGUUAUAUACAUAGUGUACCAACUAAUCUUCGUUUGGAUCCCCCGAUAUUUCUUACGGGCUCUAACGUCCGAAUCGAUUGUUCAACUGAUGGAUCAUUGCCUCCAGCUCCGAUUAGUUUCAGUAUUGAAUGCCCUCCUCCACCAACAGCUGUUGUUGAACAUGAUCGAGUUACUCAAGCUAAACAAAAUUUAGCCUAUGAAGUUUUCUAUUCAGCAUAUGGAUUUCGUUCGCCACCAACUUUAGCUGAUUUAGCUCCCUAUGUUGCCCGAAAACAUGCUGAUCAAUUGUUGCGUCUCGGUCAUGUAUCAACUAGUAAAGAUAAUUUAACUCUCAAAGCCCGUCUUACUAUCAACGAAAAAGCGCAUGAUUGUCAUGUUGUUUGUCGCUUAGGCGGAAAAGAAACUCGUCGCAGACUAACAGUUUAUUAUCCAACAACUAUAUCUUAUUUGCUACCACGCCCUCGUGAAGGUUUCAUCUAUGUUGGCUCUGAUAUAACAUGUUAUGCAGAUGGUCACCCACCUCCAAUGCUUUCUCUCCGUCUUACACAACCAUUGCGUCCACCCAACCCACUUACUGCUGAAGAAAUUGAUGCCUUACGUCAAGGUGGUCGGUUACCUCCUUUACUUGAGGACGAUCCGAUAACCAGAGAGCUAACUCUUAAUAAUGCAGGAUUGGAUAUUGCUCCACAACAGAUGAUACCUUCUCCUCCUGGGACGGAAGACAAAGAAAGUUCUUCUGUUGCAUCUUCUGGUACACUUCAUCAAGUUCCAGUUAGUUCAGAUGAUAAAUGGCUUAAUGGGAAUGGAAAAGAACCUUACGAGCGGGCACAUCGUGUUCCUGGACUUGGUUUGUCUACAGUUGAAAGACAUCGUCAAUUAGGUCUUCGACCUAAUGAAUAUACUAUACAGGGAGCAACAUUCUAUUUAGCUCCAAAUGCUACUCCAGGUGUAGAACUUGUUUUAAGCUGCACUGCACGAAAUGUACUUCCAGGUGAUACUACGUUCUUGGGACUGAAUGGAACAAUUACUCGAACUAGAUUUGUAGUAGCUGUUUUAUCACCAACUAGUUGGGCAGUAGCACUUGGAAUAUGCUUUUGUGUCCUACUCUUACUACUGAUUAUAUUCGGUGUCAUGUUGUUACAGAAAAGACAUCAAAAUCAAGCAAAUAGAAAUAUGCGAAGUGUACCGAAUGGAGCUAAAAAACCGAAAGGCUAUUCAAAAGAUAUGACUGCCAAAUUCAUCAUUCAACCGUAUAAUGAUCAUAAUCAGCAACAGCAGCAGCAACAACAAGAAGAGAUUUUACGCAUUACUCAGUGUUAAACUUCUUUUAUUCUCCAUUUCGUUUUUAUAAUCCCUACAUUUUUCUUUUCCGUUUCACUCCUCAUUUUUUUUGACAAUUUAUGUGCGUAGUUUAUUCGCAGUGGUUAAGCACUAUUUCUCUGAAGCUGAACAGUGUAAUUGUACAUUAAACAAAAAGUCAUUUGAGUAUGACAACAACAAAAAAGAAACAUGUAUUAGCAAAUAAAAAAAUAUCUAGGUUUCUUUUUAAUUUCGAAAUAAUAAUAAUAAUAUUGUAUAGUUCGCUUAAAUCUGCAGUCUGUGUAUAAAUCAGCGAGCGAUCUUUGCUAGUUGUAAUAGUACACUCAGCGAAUUCAAUCUCAGGACACAUACACUCACAGAAAGUAUUGUAAAUUAAUAGAAUAAUGUAUAUGUUUUUAUUUGUUUCCGUGUACAUGGAGUUAGUUCUGCAUUAUUGACUUUGUUCUUGUUUUAUUUCACAUCUCUUCUUUUUGUUCUACAUACAUUUUUACCGGUAUUUGAUGCGUGUUGAAAUUUCGAUCAGCAUCCUCCUCACUAUUAUGUCAUCAUUAGCUAGCUAGGUGUGUUUAUCACAUAUACCUAUUUCUGCUUUCCUUUUCUCUUACUGUGUUUCCAUUUUUUUGGAAUUCACGUCUUGAGGAGUGAUUUAUAUGUGGUUGAAUAUGUAUGUAGUGCAUAUGACCAGAGUGUGACCGAUAUAGCUUUUCUCUUGUUGCUAUUGCUGUUGCUCCUUCUUUUUGUCUUCCCCUGUACUUACUACUAAUCCUCCUCCUGUCACUGCUAUCACCUCGUGUUCCACUGCAAUCACUAUGUCUACCUAAUUUAUAGGAGCAACCACGAGGUGGUGCAAUGUCCUUUGCUGCACCAACACCACUACAGAGUAAUGUGACAAGCACUACGGUUGGGACAGUAUCUAAUCUACCGAAUAAUAUUUACAAAGAUGAUACUGAUUAUACAUACGAUUUAGUCUAUGCCCAGUCACCGAAUGAAUUGCCCGGAAGUGGAGAUCCAAUCCCCGAUGGUAAUAAUUUACAAUAUAUGGAACUGUCAUUUGAUCAUGUUCGUCCUGGUCAGAAUGCUGCUACACUGGGUCCAAGGAAAGGAGGACGUGUUGGUACUUCACUAUCUGGUGGCGGUGUAGGCACCUCGUCAAUGACUCUUUUCGGCACUGGUACACAGUCAGCUGGAUGUGGAUAUCCACGACCAAUGGUCGCCUCUGUACCACAAGGUUUAAAUAUCGCCAGUGUGGUGGUGGUGGUGGUGGUGAUAUUGGAGAUGGUUACUCCUCGACUCUGCCGACUGAUCCAAUGCUGUUGCCUAGAGAUGAAUCAUCGCAUUACACUGAAAUAGUUGGUUUUAUGCAACCGAAAGCUUAUGCAUCUCAGUUGGUUCUUCAACAGCAACAAGAAGCCACACAGGCGCUGUUAGCUAUGCAACAGAAUAAACCUCGUGUAUUUGUUUGAUGCAUUCAUUGGAUUGAUUGAUAAUCAGAUGGUAGUUCCUAUCCUUUGUCUGUCAGUGAGUUAGUCAGUAUCUAUGCACUAUCUUGCUGUUAGGGUAUUUAUUUACUGCUGCACUGCAAACCACAUACAUUCCUGUAAUAAUCUUUUUUUUUCUUCGAAUUUCUUUCUAUCUGCCUAUAUCUCCCUUUAACACUUUUAUGUGAUAUAUCGCUUAAAUUGAAGUUGUUUCGUGCAAUCCUUUGAAGGCUAUUUCUUCUUUUGUUUUUAUACUUUAUCAAAACCAAUUAAUAAACGUGUAUUAUAUAUAUAUAUAUAUAUAUAUA
Trichobilharzia szidati is the source of this 3644-nucleotide messenger RNA. The record is from the annotation of a GenBank genome assembly. Lineage: Eukaryota; Metazoa; Platyhelminthes; Trematoda; Strigeidida; Schistosomatidae.